Zalophus californianus (California sea lion) is the source of this 507-nucleotide messenger RNA. RefSeq names its product D-aminoacyl-tRNA deacylase 2-like. The record is from RefSeq and is a predicted model, not a curated record. Bases 1 to 507 code for a protein of 168 amino acids. Gene Ontology annotation, biological process: tRNA metabolic process. NCBI's taxonomy places the organism in Eukaryota, Metazoa, Chordata, Mammalia, Carnivora, Otariidae. Gene Ontology annotation, molecular function: D-tyrosyl-tRNA(Tyr) deacylase activity. Gene Ontology annotation, cellular component: cytoplasm. The transcript has a single exon.
AUGUCUGAGAGCGGCCGGAUACCUCAGGCCCGGGCGCUUCUGCAGCAGUGCCUGCACGCGAGGCUGCAAGUACGUCCAGCCAAGGGAGACGCCGAGAGCCAGUGGGUGGAGGUUCAGAGAGGAUUAGUAAUCUACGUGUGUUUUUUCAAGGGAGCUAAUAAAGAACUUCUUCCCAAAAUGGUUAAUACACUGUUAAAUGUGAAGUUAAGUGAAACAGAAAAUGGUAAGCACGUGUCUAUAUUGGACCUCCCUGGCAAUGUUCUAAUCAUCCCUCAAACCACCCUUGGGGGGAGAGUAAAAGGAAGAAACAUGCAGUAUCACUCUAACUCUGGAAAAGAAGAAGGCUUGGAACUUUAUUCCCAAUUUGUGACUCUAUGUGAAAAAGAACUGGCUGCCACCAGCAAGUGUGCCGAAGCUGGGGUUGUGGUGGAACAUGGUACAUACGGGAACAGGCAGGCGUUACAGCUGGAUACCAAUGGGCCAUACACACACCUAAUUGAGUUUUGA